AUGACAAGCUCGUUGCCCGGUCUCCUCGGAAACCUCAUGUUCGAUUAUGCCGCUCUCAUAGGACUGGCCGACUUCUAUGGCUUCCGCCCGCUGCUCACGCUCAACAACUCCUUCAUGCGGGAGGAGGGAGGGGCAAGGAGAGUCGAUGACCUCAGCAGGAGACGGAUCGAGGCGUUUGCCCGCUGGUUCAGGCUGGACAUUGAGGACGAGGUCGCGAAUUCGAUGCCAUGGAGGGACUACAAGAAGCAGAAGGGAUGGGGGAGGUACGACGAGUCACUGUGCAUGAUCUCCAACCAGACGCACGUCCGCGUGGAGACCUCUUUCUCCUUCAAGUACUUCGAGGGGCUGGGGCGAGGGAAGCUCAGGGGUGAGGUGUUCGUGUUUCCCUCUACUGUGCGAGAGAAAGGAGAAGCCUUCCUGCUAGACCUCAGGCGCAAACACCAGCAGAUCGUAGGGAUACACGUGAGGCGAGGCGACAAGACAUGGGAAUUUCACAUGUUCGACUCCUGGUCCCAUGACGCAGGGUACAUCAGUCGAGCUGUGCAGACGCUGAGGAGAGUGCUCCGAGGAGCUGUUGCAUUCCUUGUCGUCACAGACGAUCCCCAUUGGGCACAAGGAGCUUUCAGGGGAUUCGAGAACGUUCACUUCUCUCCUUUCCACACAUCGCCAGCCUGUAAGGUGGAGCUUGUGAAACAAUCAGCCAUGUACUGUGAGAUCACAAUCUCGGGAAGCAGCACAUUCAGCUGGUGGGCAGCGUAUCUAGCGUCCGAUCAAACUUUGACGGUCGCUCCUCGAGCGCCUGUGAACCCUGACGGCCCGUUCGGACCGUGCGAGCAGGGAGGAAAGGAGGAAAACAGGAAUGUCUGCGCCUCUACAAACACGUCCUACAUAUCGAGAGUGAACUACCACGUACAGUGCAAGGAGUACAGCUCGCAUGUCGCUCUCAAGUAG
Molecule: messenger RNA, 951 nt
Organism: Guillardia theta CCMP2712
Lineage: Eukaryota; Cryptophyceae; Pyrenomonadales; Geminigeraceae
Exons: 5
Coding region: 1-951 (316 amino acids)
Biological process (GO): carbohydrate metabolic process
Cellular component (GO): membrane
Molecular function (GO): galactoside 2-alpha-L-fucosyltransferase activity
Source: RefSeq, a predicted model, not a curated record